AUGUCUGCCUCAAAUUCAGUAGCUGAUGUUGAUGCUUGGAUCACUCAACUGCAAGACUGUAAGCAACUCUCUGAAAGUGACAUUAAGAAGCUCUGUGAUAAAGCGCGUGAAAUCCUUUUGGAAGAGUCCAACGUACAACCAGUGCGCUGUCCAGUGACAGUCUGUGGUGAUAUUCACGGCCAAUUUCAUGAUUUGCAAGAGCUCUUUAGAAUCGGCGGUAAUUCACCUGAUACCAACUACUUAUUUAUGGGCGAUUAUGUUGAUCGAGGCUAUUACUCUGUCGAAACUGUCACUCUUCUAGUGUCUCUCAAAGUAAGAUACAAGGAUCGUGUUACUAUCCUUCGUGGCAACCACGAAUCUCGUCAAAUCACCCAAGUGUAUGGCUUUUACGAUGAAUGUUUGAGAAAAUACGGCAACGCCAAUGUGUGGAAGAUGUUUACAGACCUGUUUGACUUCUUGCCCUUGACAGCCUUGAUUGAGGAUCAGAUCUUUUGUCUACACGGUGGUUUAUCGCCUUCGAUUGAUUCAUUGGAUCAGAUUCGUUCGUUGGAUAGAAUUCAAGAGGUGCCUCAUGAAGGUCCCAUGUGUGAUCUCUUAUGGUCUGAUCCAGAUGAUCGAUGUGGUUGGGGUAUUUCUCCUCGUGGUGCUGGCUAUACAUUUGGUCAGGAUAUUUCAGAAACCUUCAAUCAUAAUAAUGGACUUACUUUGGUAGCAAGAGCUCAUCAAUUGGUGAUGGAGGGAUACAACUGGACUCAGGAUCGUAAUGUGGUAACCAUCUUUAGUGCACCCAACUACUGUUAUCGUUGUGGUAAUCAAGCUGCUAUCAUGGAAAUCGAUGAACACAUGAAAUACACAUUCCUUCAAUUUGAUCCUGCACCAAGAAAGGGUGAGCCUCAUGUUACUCGACGUACGCCUGAUUACUUUUUGUAA
Molecule: messenger RNA, 930 nt
Organism: Mucor velutinosus
Lineage: Eukaryota; Fungi; Mucoromycota; Mucoromycetes; Mucorales; Mucoraceae
Product: Fungal_trans domain-containing protein
Exons: 5
Coding region: 1-930 (309 amino acids)
Biological process (GO): mitotic cell cycle
Cellular component (GO): cytosol
Molecular function (GO): protein serine/threonine phosphatase activity
Source: RefSeq, a predicted model, not a curated record